CUGAAUUGAGGUGUAGCUUAUACGAGCUAGGGUUCAGAGCUCAGUGAAUCCACUGGAAAUCAAUCCAUGGAAAUGAGCAAUCACAAUUCGAAACGCAAACGAGACGCCGACGACUACGACGAAGAUGACAACCGGCCGGCGCCUCCGGGCGUCUCGAACGGUGAAAUUGACCUCUCACUCCUCGAAGCUCUUGAAAAAUCACAGCAAAACGCCGUCGAAGCUCUCGACCUGAAGACGGUAAAAAAGCUUGUGCUGUCCUUCGAGCGCCGCCUCAAGGAGAAUAUUGCCGCCAGGCUGAAGUAUCCGGACCAGCCGGAGAAGUUCGCAGACUCGGAAGUGGAGCUCCACGACGAGAUCCAGAAACUGAAGGUUCUCGCCGGCGGACCCGAAUUCUAUCCGGAGUUAGUGAACCUUGGCACCGUUGCCUCCAUUACCAGCUUGCUCAAUCAUGACAACACCGAUAUAGCUAUAGAUGUUGUUGCGCUUCUUCAGGACCUCACAGACGAGGAUGUUCUCGAGGACAAUGACGAGCCUGCUCAAGUCCUCGUCGACGCUCUCAUUGAGAAUAAUGCUCUUGAGCUACUAGUUCAGAACCUCAGCAGAUUAUCCGACGCCGAUCCUGAUGAGUCAGCAGCGAUAUACAACACUUUAGCCACCAUUGAGAAUUUCAUUGAAGUGAAACCGUCAGUCUCCGAGCUCGUGUGUGAGAGGACCAAGAUUAUGAAGUGGUUAUUGGGAAGACUCAAGGUGAAAGAGUUCGAUAGCAACAAGCAAUACGCUUCUGAGAUUUUGGCCAUUUUGUUGCAGAAUAGCAUUGCCAAUCAGAAGAGGUUGGGGCAAAUGAAUGGAGUGGAUGCGAUAUUACAGGCGGUGGCAGCUUACAAAUCAAAGGACCCCAAGACUUCCGACGAGGAGGAGUUGGUUGAGAACUUGUUUGACUCUUUGUGCUGUUUGUUGAUGCCAUUGGAGAACAAAGAAAGAUUUGUGAAGUCUGAAGGAGUAGAGCUGAUGAUUAUUAUCAUGAAUCAGAAGAAACUGUGUUACGGGUCUGCAAUAAGGGCUUUGGACUUUGCAAUGACUAAUUAUCCCCCAGCCUGUGAGAGGUUUGUGGACGUAAUGGGGCUAAAGACUGCAUUUCCUGCUUUCAUGGGUAAGAUUCCUUUGAGCAAAAAGAACAAGAAGCGGUACAAGGAAGAAUUGGAAGAGCGCCUUGUAUCACUAGUUGCGUCGUUAUUUGGUGGAAUUUUGAGAGGAUCUAGAAGGGAUAGAUUGUUGAGUAAAUUUGUGGAGAAUGAGUGUGAGAAGAUAGACAGGCUUAUGGAGCUAUACAUCAGAUAUUCAGAUAGAGUGAAAAAAGAAGCUGCAGAAUUUGACCAGCUUGAACUUGAUGAUUUGGAGAUGGAUGAAGAUGAGAAGUACAACAGAAAGCUAGAAGUUGGUCUCUAUACCCUUCAGUUGAUUGCUGUCAUCCUUGGUCAUCUUUGGACUUCUGAGCAUCCUCGGAUCAGAGCAAGGAUCGAACUACUGUUAAAGCAGCUAAAGCUCACUAAGCAGGAUGUGAAGGAUAUACUCCAGGAAUAUCAUGACAACAUCGGUGAUUUUAACGGUCCUGAAGAGAAGGAGAGGACACAAUCAAAAAUCCAAAGGUUCAUCUCAGCCUUUUGAACACUCCCCUGAUAAUUGGUUCUACAACAGAUGAUCAUGAUUGAUCUAGGUAUUCUGCUUUGGAAGAUAUGCUACACUACAGCCUACGAAGAAGGCAGUCAUAUGAUUGUUGUUACUCUUGAGCCUCAUUGUAUUUGUACUGAAUGAUAGUAUAAUCUGAUUGUUCCUUGGGUAGUGACUAGUGAGAGUCAGGUGGAGCAUGUCUAUAGACGAUAGAGAUGCUAAUUUGGUCCUUUUUUUGUACGAUAAUACCCUUUUAUUGAAAAUUAGUUCAGUGAAAAUUCUCUUUGCAAAGCCCA
Molecule: messenger RNA, 1964 nt
Organism: Ipomoea triloba (trilobed morning glory)
Lineage: Eukaryota; Viridiplantae; Streptophyta; Magnoliopsida; Solanales; Convolvulaceae
Product: beta-catenin-like protein 1
Exons: 8
Coding region: 67-1665 (532 amino acids)
Cellular component (GO): spliceosomal complex
Source: RefSeq, a predicted model, not a curated record